This is a messenger RNA of Daldinia childiae, 324 nucleotides long. RefSeq lists its product as uncharacterized. The transcript is spliced from 2 exons. Lineage: Eukaryota; Fungi; Ascomycota; Sordariomycetes; Xylariales; Hypoxylaceae. The coding region runs from base 1 to 324 and encodes 107 amino acids. The record is from RefSeq and is a predicted model, not a curated record.
AUGCGUGCUACAUGCAGACUACUUCAAACCUGUAGGAUCACGCUAUUCACACGUGAAAACUGUGGACUUUGUACCAAAGCCAGAUCUGUUCUCUCCGACGUUUGGGAUUCUCGGCCAUUUCAAUUCAAAGAGAUUGAUAUCAUCAAGUCAGAUGUUAAGCCUAGCUGGCGAGAUCUCUAUGAGUUUGAUGUCCCCGUGAUUCACAUUAGCAAGUCUUCGACCCCAGAGGAACAUCCGCAGUCCGCCUCGAAAGCAAUCAAACUCAUGCACCGGUUCACUACUGACCAAGUAAAAGACAAAAUGGAUCUUGCCGAGAAAGCAUAG